Molecule: messenger RNA, 1209 nt
Organism: Penicillium subrubescens
Lineage: Eukaryota; Fungi; Ascomycota; Eurotiomycetes; Eurotiales; Aspergillaceae
Product: cytochrome b5 reductase family protein
Exons: 1
Coding region: 1-1209 (402 amino acids)
Molecular function (GO): oxidoreductase activity
Source: RefSeq, a predicted model, not a curated record
AUGAAAUCCUCCAUACACAUCUUGCGCUGCCGGUGCAGCAGCAGCUCUGGCUUGCGAUCAACAGCCACUCGCUCUCACCGGUAUGCCUCGACCUCUUCAUCGUCAACAUCAACCUCAACCUCAUCGUCCACGACACCCUCAACCCCAACGCCAACCACAUCCCCCAAACGAACCCGCUGGCUAGCAAUCACCCUCGUAAGCAUCGCUGCCGCCAGCGCAGGCGCCUACAUCCGCACCCAAACCCCCUCCUCAGCAACCCUCAACACAGAAACCUUCACAAAAUACAGCCUCGUCUCCCGGGUCCCCAUCUCCGCAACAAGCAGCCUCUUCACCCUACGCCCGCGCUACCCCAGCUCCGACAACUACGAUGUCUACGAAAACGCCUGGCGCACGGGGGUAUGGAGCGUAAUGUUCAAACAGCCCCAACUCCAAAUCGGCCGAGACUAUACGCCUCUGCCCACGACGGCGGCGACGUCGUUAUCCGUUGACGAGGAGAAUGAGGGAUACUUGCGUUUCUUUAUUCGAAAGGAUCCGUUUGGGGAGGUCUCGAGGUAUUUGCAUACGUUGGAGGUUGGGGCGGAUAUUGAGAUGCGUGGACCGCAGAUUGAGUGUGAGAUUCCGAAGGAGACGAGGGAGAUUUUGUUUAUUGCUGGUGGGACGGGGAUUGCGCCUGCGUUGCAGGCGGGGUAUUCGUUGUUGAAUCGGACGACAACAACGAAUCGGCCGAAUAUUCAUAUUAUCUGGGCUAGUCGGUUGAGGGCAGAUUGUGUGGGUGGUGUUAGUGAUACGCCGAAGGUUGAAGCGAGCCCGUCAAGUCGAUCGUGGUUUUCUGGGUGGUUUGGUUCGUCGUCUAGCAGCAAGGCUCAUGUCGAGAGUGUUGCUCUGACAUCUCAGGGCCAGGAAUCAUCCCUGAUUGUGCGGGAAUUGGAGGCGCUCAAGUCGCAAUAUCCCGGGCAGAUUACGGUGGAUUAUUACCUGGAUGAAGAGAAUCGGUUCAUUGGCAAGAAUGAUCUGGCCGAGUUUAUCAAGCCGAGCAAGUCGGUUGCGGGCCCGCAGAAUCGAAAGCUGAUUCUGGUGUCUGGUCCCGAGGGCUUCAUCAGUUACAUGGCUGGACCCAAAGUGUGGGCUCAAGGGACGGAACUCCAGGGUCCGUUGAAGGGCAUCAUUAAGGAGUUGGAUCCUAAGGGUUGGGCUGUAUGGAAACUGUGA